AUGGGUGACUUUGGCGGCCCGCUGCUCUCUACCGUGGAGACACUCCCCGUGAGGAGCAAGUCAAGCGCACUGCACGUUGAGGACUGCCAGUCCCCGAAAGACGUCACCGCCGACAUACACCUCGACCGUGCUCCCACAUCGCAUAUCAACAUCAACAUGUCGCAAGACCAAAAACUCUCGCUCGAGCCUGUCGACACGCCUCUACAACACUCAUACACCAACACACCUGCAGAGCCGGCCACUCCGACUUCAGACCAGCCGUCUAAAGCGCUGCCGGAGGAACGCAAGUCCAAAGGCUUCGCGGUAAAGACGUCGCAAAACUCCCGCCCACCGACCACCGCUUCAGCUGCCAGCAGCUUCAAACCAUCCACUCCAAUCAGAACAUACCGCGAACACCCCCGCCUCUGGAUAGAGGACGGACCAGGAGCAGGCAAAGCGAUCGCAGAAUGGCGCCAGAAGUUCGUACCCAUCUUCGAGGAGCAGACCAAGGACAUGACCAUGGAGGAGCGAACGAAAGCCUUCGACAAAAUGGUCAAGGAAGAUGAAGACCGCUACUGCCAAGCUCUCGCCACCUACUACUCUGUCCACCCGGAACACCUCCCAGAGCGCGAGGUAGACCCCAAGACCCAGAAGAAGAUCGACGUUGGAUUUACCGAGAGCCCCAAGUACGACAUGAUGCAGCAGAAAUGCUUCGGCGACUGGGACAACUGGGGCCCACGGACGACCGACUUGACACCAGAGGUCGGACCCAAGAACGAGCCCACGCCCGACGACCCCAUCCCCGAAUGCGAGCACUGCGCGAAAGAAGCCAAGAAAGCCCGCUCGCUCGUCUGCAAAGUCUUCAGCAAAUUCUCCUCGUCAUCGAAAGAGAAAGACCACCCACACAACAAACCCACCCGCAGAGCCACAGUCGACAGCACCCACGACGCGCGCCCCAACGUCGUCAUCUCCAUCCCAGACCAAAGCCCGGAAGACCAAGUCGUCGACGACCACGAGCUCGCCAGCAGCGAUCACAGCGGUUCGUCGUCGUCCGACGGCAAGCAGCGGGAGGCGUUGACGGAGACGGGCGUGGAGUUGACGAAGGCGGAGCCGAAGAAGAAGCGCUUGAGUCUUGUGCAGAGGAUGCGGUUAUCGACAGUGCAUACGAGAUGA
This is a messenger RNA of Zasmidium cellare ATCC 36951, 1152 nucleotides long. RefSeq lists its product as uncharacterized. NCBI's taxonomy places the organism in Eukaryota, Fungi, Ascomycota, Dothideomycetes, Mycosphaerellales, Mycosphaerellaceae. The coding region runs from base 1 to 1152 and encodes 383 amino acids. The transcript has a single exon. The record is from RefSeq and is a predicted model, not a curated record.